UAGCAAGAAAGCGAUCGGUCUUGUGCUUCGAUCAAUCAAGAGAAACUCUGUUGCCGCUCGAUCUCUGCUGCUUUGUAUCGACGCAGACCAUUGCAUAAUGAUGGUGGAGGGUCUCAUCCCUUUCGUCUGCGGCGCGAUCAAGAAGCGGAGGAGAGAGAGAAGGACGAUGGACUACGAGCGCCUCUCCUCCUCCGGCGCCCCUCCGACGCAGGGGCGGCCGGAGCGCUUCGCCGGCGCCGCCUACGGCCACUCUCAGAGCUGCCGGUUCGUCGCGCGCUCUCCGGCUGACGAGCUCGAUCUCUCGCACGGCGAGCGUCUCCGGGCCGGCCGCCGAGCACCACCGGAGGGCCUCCCGGCCGAGCAGUUCCCGCCGGCCGGCGACGGACGCGGUGUGUCCAGAUCCCGGAGGUUCAGUAGCACGCGCCUGUUUGCAUGCGUCGGGGGUGCGUAGGAAUCUGUACUCCGUAUGUAGCGUGUGUGCGUGUGCCGCGAGCACAUUUUGACAUUUUGUACAGGAGCCUUUUGCUGAUGGCAAGGUGAAAUAGC
Molecule: messenger RNA, 546 nt
Organism: Phragmites australis (common reed)
Lineage: Eukaryota; Viridiplantae; Streptophyta; Magnoliopsida; Poales; Poaceae
Exons: 1
Coding region: 98-451 (117 amino acids)
Source: RefSeq, a predicted model, not a curated record